Molecule: messenger RNA, 1472 nt
Organism: Colletotrichum scovillei
Lineage: Eukaryota; Fungi; Ascomycota; Sordariomycetes; Glomerellales; Glomerellaceae
Exons: 2
Coding region: 608-919 (103 amino acids)
Source: RefSeq, a predicted model, not a curated record
UUUCAACAGCCAGGUAUCGGUAUAAGGUAGAGAGGUAUCUGUUCUGUCGGUUGGUAGACCGAGUUGUACGACUAAUUUCAUCCCGAUUUUCCUCCAGUACUUAGGUUCUCAUUGCUUGCUCGUGCUUGCCCUUUCCUUUCCAGAUCUGACCGAGCACCAGAGCUACCUUCCUUACCUUACCUUGCUUUAGCUCCCACCCCUCCCUCCUCGAUCUGCAGCCCGGCUCCCUCUUCAUCCAACGUCCGGCACCUGUUCUUCUUUUUCUUCCCUCUCCAUUUCUUCUAUCCAACCUGCCUCUGUGUAGCCUCUCGCCUCUUAUUCACUUUAGCUUCCACACCAUUCUACCUAGACCGCCAUCUCUUUAUCCUCACGCAAACCCACAAGCUACCCCUUCGAGAUCGACAUCGCCCUACCUGUUUAAGUAGCCCUUCAUCGGACGGCGACUCGCUCACUCUUGCGCAUUUUCUGCACUUCUUUUGCCUUCUGGCAGCGCAACUUUUCCUUGCUUUCGUUUCAAACUGUUUCCAUUUCUUCAAGAAGUGAACACGAUAGGACCAAAACCCUUCCCCGGAUCUCUUAAACACAAAUCUCGAGUAUACCCGCAACAAUGGCUUGGGGCAAGAAAGCGCAACCGCCGCCUCCUUCGGCCUUGAGGCAAAUUAUACCCCUCAUCAUUACCCUUCUCUUCCUCGCCGGCGUAGCCUGGGUGCUUUGGCAGGUGUACCUCUCCGUGAACAAAAUCCAAGAGUCCGCCUCGGAGCGCAUGGGCAAGAAGAACGUCGUCUUCACAAAGGACGGCGUUCGCGUUGGCGUCAAGCACACCUCGAACGAGAACUACGUCGAUAAAACCCAGAGUUGGGUCGUCAAGGCUUGGAAUUUGAGCGGGAAUACUGUCGGUCAGAUCAAGAAGACCAAAUAAUGGGCGCGCAUCACCAAACAUGUUGCGAGCAAUGUCUAAGCGGGGCGGGACGUUAGGACGCAGGAAACCGAUGCGAAAAAAAAAAAACCAGGCAAUACGGUACACUGGGAGCGGGCAGCUGGUCCAGCGGUUGUUGAGAUACCCAAAAACAGGCCCUGGGAUGGUCAGUACAGUGAUGGCUAAGAGGAGAAAUGGUCAGCGGGCGCCGCCUGAGCGCCGAGCGGACAAAGGUUGGGAUGACAUCUCAACGGGACUUGUUCGAUGCAGUAGUGUCUGGCUCGGCGCAGUUGGAGAACAUGCGCCCUGCAGCUAGUCACGGCCAGAGCGCUUUUCAGUUUGAGUUUUUCGAAAGUCUUGAACGGGGUCGACGAGAUUUCCAAAGUCUCAUUUGCAAUCUAGCAUAGAUGCGCAACACGAGGAACAGAGGAUACUACCUUUCAUUCACGUAAGCUAUUCAUUCUAAGCAGGAGACAUAUGACAAGACAAGGCGAUGGACAAAUCGAUUUGGAUGCAAUUUUUAAUAAGGAAUGUGCGUGUAUACGUAGUACUGCAU